Molecule: messenger RNA, 657 nt
Organism: Phytophthora infestans T30-4
Lineage: Eukaryota; Oomycota; Peronosporomycetes; Peronosporales; Peronosporaceae
Product: Rab11 family GTPase, putative
Exons: 2
Coding region: 1-657 (218 amino acids)
Cellular component (GO): endosome
Molecular function (GO): GTP binding; GTPase activity
Source: RefSeq, a predicted model, not a curated record
AUGGCAUCGCCUCGAGAAGACGAGUACGACUACCUGUUCAAGAUCGUGCUUAUCGGCGACUCUGGCGUCGGCAAGUCCAACUUGCUGUCCCGCUUCACGCGUAACGAAUUCAACCUCGAGUCCAAGAGUACCAUCGGUGUCGAGUUCGCCACUAAGUCCAUCGUGGCCGAGGGCAAGACGAUCAAGGCGCAGAUCUGGGAUACAGCCGGCCAGGAGCGAUAUAGAGCGAUUACCAGCGCAUACUACCGCGGUGCAGUAGGAGCGCUAUUGGUGUACGACAUUACCAAGCACGGCACGUUUGAGAACGUGGAGCGCUGGCUCAAGGAGCUGCGGGACCACGCAGAUGCCAACACGGUCAUAAUGUUGGUGGGUAACAAGAGCGAUCUACGCCAUCUGCGUGCAGUAUCGACCGAAGAGGCAAUGGCUUUCGCGGAGAAGAACAAUCUGGCGUUCAUCGAGACGUCAGCUUUGGAGGCUACGGGCGUGGAUUCAGCCUUCCAGCGCAUUCUUACUGAGAUCUACAAACUCAUGAGUCGCAAGACUAUCCAAGCGGAGGAGAACGCGUCAGCCAGCUUGCCUACGGGUAACAGUAUCGCAAUUACGGCUGAGAACACGACCGAAAGCCAGAAGAAGAAAAAGAAGAGUGGGUGUUGCUAG